Messenger RNA from Cuscuta europaea, 3863 nucleotides. The record is from the annotation of a GenBank genome assembly. NCBI's taxonomy places the organism in Eukaryota, Viridiplantae, Streptophyta, Magnoliopsida, Solanales, Convolvulaceae.
UGGGCGUUUAGUCUCCCAACCGAAUCUUCCGAUGCGUUUACGCCACCUUCUCUCUCUUAGGGUUUCACUAUAGCAGAGGUGUACUACUGCUUAUUUCAGUUCCCGGAAUUCUUCAAAAUCAGUUUUGGCUUCUUCUCGCAUUUAAACGGAAAAUCUCACCAUUCGCGGUUGCAUUUGUGGACAAGGAAACUCGUUUUUCGAUUAGGUCUAUGCUCCGUUUUGGUCACUGGUCGGGCAAAUCCGUGAGAUGUUAUCAGUGAUGAGGAGCAAAGCGUUCGAUUCAAAUCGCAGAAGCGACUCCAUUCGUGUUACGGAUCUUAGGGCAUCACUUCCCCCCAGCUCGGGCUCUGGAAAUGAGGCGGCGAGCUCGAUCUCAACUGAUUCCGGGGAUCCCCAGGCUUAUAAGAUCGUCGAGAAUGAUAGAGGUAUGGAUUUGGAUAGAGGUGUUUGUUUAUCUAGUAAUAAUUCAGCAGAAGCUAGGGUUCGGGAUCCGCACACUGAUUCCAAAGAGGGCAGUGUUCAUAAGUUUAUGACAAUAAAAAAUGAACGUAGAGACUUGAAUGCGGAAUUGAAGAAUUCAGGCUCCUUGGUUCCCGUUAACAUGGAAUAUGACAUGAUGCUUUCCAAGUUUGAUGAUUUUGCGGCAAGUGGGAAGCCAUGGGCUGUUGGUUGGGGUUAUGAAAUGGGGGACAUGGUUUGGGGGAAGGUAAAGUCUCACCCGUGGUGGCCAGGCCACAUUUUCCAUGAGGCAUUUGCAACCACUUCAGUGCAACGAAGCAAGAGGGAUGGCCAUAUAUUAGUUGCCUUCUUUGGUGAUAGUAGCUAUGGUUGGUUUGAACCAUCAGAGCUUGUGCCUUUUGACUCUAAUUUUCAUGAUAAAUCUCAACAAACAAAUUUAAGAUCUUUUACCAAGGCUGUGGAUGAAGCCAUUGAUGAGUUGAGCCGCAGGUGUGCUCUAGGAUUGGUCUGUAGUUGCAGACCGGUCUACAAUUUCCGACCUAUAUCCGCUGAAGGGUUUUUUGAAGUUGAUUUUAAUGAAAAUGAGAAAAAUUUCAUUUAUUCUGCCAGCCAGAUUAAAAAAUCCAGGGAAAGUUUUAAUCCCAGGGAAACUCUUGCUUUUACCAAGAAGAUGGCUUUGACACCUAUGAGUGGAGACUGCGGGAAUAUAACCAUUAUAAAAAACAAGGCUACUGCUUUAGCUUAUAGAAAGGCAGUGUUUGCACCUGAUGACCCUACAUAUGCUGAAGCUUUUGGUGCUCAUGUAACUAAAAACCUUCAACAUAUACAGCGUGUGACUCAACCAUCAAAAGUGCCACAGAGAGCUUCUCUCAGUGGCAGAGUAGUUUCUUUAGAUGCUGUGGGCAAGGGAAAAUCUUCAGCAAAACAUAACAAAGCGAUAGAUAAGAGUGAAAAGGACAGAUAUUUAUUUAAGCGCAGAGAUGAACCCGAGAACGUGAAAGGCCGUGGAGCUGGUGAGGUGCAAGCAGGUGGUUUCUCUACCCCACUGCCUUUCAAUGUUGUAGACAUCCCUCUAAGUGUUACUGACAGUGCAGCAAAGUGCACUUCUAUUGAGGCACAUACAGAGCAACCUCGAAAACAGAAUGCUCCUGUUGUAGAUAAAUCACCUAGAAGUUUGCAGCAAGUUGAAAACUGUGUUGGUGAAAUGCAACAUAUUCCACUUUCUGCGGAAGCUAAACCUCAGUCAGAAGGACCUAAAGUAUCUUCACUUGGGGGGACAGAAAAGGUGAAGAGUCGUAAACGCCCUGUGACUUCUGAAACCAGUCAGCUGUUGGAGGAGGAGGAGAAGAAGAAAAAGAAAAAGAAGAAGAAAAUUCCAGGCUUGAACACAAGCUUCUCAGAGAAGAAGGUAGUAGCUGGUGGUGGUGAAGAAAGUGUCGUGGUGAAUCAGACAUUAAUCUUAGGGGGAGGUUCAAACCCAGUUUCUUUGGUGGACCCCAGGAGGGAAGUUGUUACUGAGAAGGGGAAUCAGCGAAGCGAGCAGCGAGCUGUUUCCCUUGAAGCCACAGGGAUAAAAAAUGGGGAAGAUCUUCCUCAUCUGCUAUGUGAUUUGCAAUCUCUCGCUCUUAAUCCCUUUUACCACCUGGCCAGGGGGUGUCCUGCAACCGCAAGAACUGCCUUUUUGCGUUUCCGGUCUCUUGUUUAUCAGAAGAGCUUAGGAAAUGAAUCACCUGAUGAAAAUGAAUCUAAUCAAGAGUCCCAUUCCGGUAGAUUAUCAGCCGCUUCUGAUGGUGCACCUGCUGAGAUGAAGACACGUCCGCCACAUAAGCCUUCUGUCUCAGGGCAUGAUGAUGCAAUGAGGGUUGAGCGAAAGCGUGCCCCAUCAGAUAGGCAGGAGGAGAUUUCUGUCAAAAAGAAGAAGAAAAUGAACGAUUUGAGGGUAUUGGCCGCUGAGAGAAAGGCAGGUUCCCAAAGAAUUUCUGAAGUGCAACCAAAGAACGAUGGGAAAAAAGUAGUGUCCAAGCCUGGUGGGGAAGAGUUGAGCAAGAGGAGGAUGAUAGAGCAGCAUCCGUUGUCAGCAAAGGAGUUGUCCUCCGAGCCGACCAUGCUGAUCAUGAAGUUCCCUCCUAAAGGGGCGCUCCCGUCAGUCCCUGAGCUCAAAGUAAAGUUUUCACGCUUUGGGGCUCUUGACCAUUCUGCCACACGAGUCUACUGGAAGUCCUCUACAUGCCGGCUUGUGUACCGCUACAAGAAGCAUGCGGAGGCUGCACUGAGAUACGCAGAGAGUACCACACAUCUGUUUGGCAAUGCGGACGUCAAAUGUUCCCUCCGUGAAGCAGAUGCACCACCGGAGACUGCCACCUUCAAGACUGUGGCUGUGCCUCCACCAAGAGAAGACAAUUUUGCUUCUGCUGCCGUUGGUGGAGGAGGAGGCUUGCAGUUCAACAGAGACUCUGAUAGGCUGCUGCCACAUGCAGGAGGCAGAGUCACGCCCCAGCAGCAGCUGAAGUCAUGCCUGAAAAGGCUGCCUCCAAGUGAAGAAACAGGGAAUGGUGGUAAUAAUAGAGGGACUAUCCCCCGUGUAAAAUUUGAUUUAGGGGGAGAAGAUAGUAAUAGAGCCGAGCUGUUGAUUGAUAGUAAGAACACCAAAACAACUGCUGCCCCAUCUUCUGAUACUACUACUACUACUACUAAUAUCAAAAAUUUCUCAAAGGUCAUACUUCCACCAUCUCCUCAGUUGCACUCUCCUCCUGCGAUUAUUUCGACCACCACCACCAUCACCACUCAAUUUCAUAAUACACCAACGAAUUUGCACUUCACAGAAAUGACGCCCCAUAGAAAUGUCCAUAAUUUUAGUGCCCCAUUUGCUGCCACCCCCACCAUCAAUGUGGAUGUUUCCCAACAGAUGCUAGGCCUUCUCGCGAAGUGCCAUGAAGUGUUGACCAAUUUGACAAACGUACUGGGUUACUCACCUUACCGGCCCUUGUGAGAGUUCUAUCUGGUGGUCACGAAUAAGUCCUUAGCCCCCCCUUUUUUGGUUGGAGAUUUGAAUGCCCAAUUGAGAUAGCCGUCUUUUCAGGCUGCCGCCCUUUCUGUGAAUAGAAGAAAUGUCCUGCCAAUUAUUGUAUCCGCCCGAGCCUUGCCGUGCUAUAUCGGUCUUAUCAAUGCAAUAUUUUGUAUUUUGAGUGCUUUCAAGAACUUGUAAUGGUGAAUUGGUGAUAGGGGAUAACGCCUUCCUUGCUUGCUUGUCUUUUCAUACUUUUUUAUUACUACGUGUUUAUUAUUAAUUUCCCCUGAACGCGUUGUGCUUGAAGACGUAGUCUAGGACUCUCGGUACGGAUCUUUUUCCAUUUGGGCUUUACAAAACAAAACAAUAAAAACUAAAGAAAUGAACGACCAGUUUC